Messenger RNA from Ostertagia ostertagi, 417 nucleotides. The record is from the annotation of a GenBank genome assembly. NCBI's taxonomy places the organism in Eukaryota, Metazoa, Nematoda, Chromadorea, Rhabditida, Trichostrongylidae.
CCUGAAGCUGUUCUUGGCUUAUGUUACGGAACAGGCUUGGAAGUUGAGGAUUCUCGAUGGCACCCGGAGGAUAAUCUUCAUUGCGAGAACAGUGGCUCCACUAAGCCAAAUUAUUGCGGAGAACGAUGCAAGCGGUUAGCUGAGGAGCGUCAACACUUGGAAGCUGAACUGCGGAGAGCCCAGGAAUAUGAAAAAGCUCUAGACCAAUCUUUAAAAGAGGAAGCGAGUUUUCGGGAAUACCUCAAUGCGGAGAGUAGGCGCCGCAUCGAAAUGAACAAUGAGAUCUCCCGAGCUCUUGAAGAAGAGAACAAGAUUCUGGUUGCUCGAAUCCGUGCGUAUCUGCCUUCCUACGAGAUGACAGAUCUGACCGCUGAUAUGCCCAUCACAAGUGAGAGCGAUGCCGCAGGAAGCGAAUGA